AUGUGGAUCCUCCGAGUCUUCUCGUCUGUGACUUUUUUGUUCACGAUCAUUCUCUCAGUACCACUAGCCUUCGAUGUUGGAGGACGAGCCUGUGGCCUAGCUUUCUCCCUUUCUCUGGCUUCAUUCUACUUCUACUAUUCGGUCCUGCGAUUGGCAACGCCACCGAGCUCUCGAUAUCGCUGGCUUUUAAUUCAGCUUCUGAGUUGGUUACAAUGGGCCGUGGUCCCGUCUCUUUUGAUAUGGUCUCUAAACCGCUUCUCGGUUGAACCAGUCGGCAAUAGUAGCUGGGUGGAAAGAACGUUUAGUGGCAAGAGAUCGGCUGAUACUUCGGUAUGGCAGUGGAUAUUUGGGCCAGACGGGCUGGCGGAGAGCAUUACUGUUGGGGGAUGGGACAAGACUCUGAGGUGGUCAACUCCGGUGUUCCAAUUAGUAGAAGGCUUUUGCAGUCUUCUCGUCAUACAGGCAGCUGGGCAGAUUACACGGUGGCUGGUGAACCGUAGUGGACGGAGUGAUAGCUGGAUGAUUGGACUACUAGUAGUCUCGGCAUCAGUGAUCUCUAGCGCUGUAUACUUCCUCUGGCGAGUCACGCGAUUCCCAGAGAUCAGCAACGUGGACGCUACUCUCAUCGGUAUCACCAUCACCUGUGCUGUCUUCCUCUGUGCAUGGGGCAUUGGCUCUGGGAAAGGCAACCCGGUUGAAAGCUCGCUUCUAUUUGCCUAUGUCGUCCUAUGCAUCUACCAAAUAUUCACCGACUACCAACCAUCGACCCCCGAAGAAUCGCCUCCACCACCUCAAGCUCCCGACUUUCCCCCUUUCCCGCCUAUCAUCAUGGCAUCAUACACCACCCUAAUGCAGGCAGUCUCAGUCUUACCUGGCGCAAUCCACGCCGGAUUUAAUUUCAUUGCAGACGCCCUUAGCACGGUCACUCCAUCAGUCUUGAUUUCUUUGGCGUACCGGCUGUUCGUCCUCUAUGCAACGACACGCAUAGUCCCCGCCAUACGAGAGUCAGGAGUUCGAGGGCUUUCCGAAGAACCCACACUAGAAGAUUCCGACGGUGCUGGACAAGUACUCGGUCUCCUCAGCUGGUUCAGCCCCAGCAUAUUAAUCACUGUAUACACCAGUCUACUAAUGCAACACUUUUCCUCGAUGAGUGGAGAUGUCAAUGGCGAGUGGUGGAAGAAUCAAGGUGGUCAUGCGGGCAGCAAUCUGUGGCGGUGGGUAAACUUGGCAUUAACAAUGGCCAUGUAUGCCUUGGAAUUGCAGCUUAACAAGGAGGACCUUGAUGGCGGAUUGACUACUCACUGGAAAGCGGAUUGA
Molecule: messenger RNA, 1317 nt
Organism: Bacidia gigantensis
Lineage: Eukaryota; Fungi; Ascomycota; Lecanoromycetes; Lecanorales; Ramalinaceae
Exons: 2
Coding region: 1-1317 (438 amino acids)
Biological process (GO): endoplasmic reticulum inheritance; septin ring assembly
Cellular component (GO): endoplasmic reticulum membrane; perinuclear endoplasmic reticulum; cortical endoplasmic reticulum
Source: RefSeq, a predicted model, not a curated record